Apodemus sylvaticus (European woodmouse) is the source of this 2782-nucleotide messenger RNA. It is a transcript of the gene Dhx40, whose product is annotated as DEAH-box helicase 40. Lineage: Eukaryota; Metazoa; Chordata; Mammalia; Rodentia; Muridae. The transcript is spliced from 18 exons. Gene Ontology annotation, cellular component: intracellular anatomical structure. The record is from RefSeq and is a predicted model, not a curated record. Gene Ontology annotation, molecular function: ATP binding; RNA binding. The coding region runs from base 71 to 2410 and encodes 779 amino acids.
GCGCCCUCGCCUUUCCCCUCCCAUCUCCUCAGCUCCGUGGACGUGCUCGCUUCUUCUCCGGACCGGGUCUAUGUCCCGGUUUCCCGCCGUCGCGGGCAGGGCGCCAAGGCGGCAGGAGGAGGGCGAGCGGCCAAUAGAGCUCCAGGAAGAACGGCCGUCAGCUGUUCGCAUCGCUGACAGAGAAGAGAAAGGAUGCACAUCACAGGAGGGAGGAACAACUCCAACGUUUCCUAUUCAGAAACAAAGGAAAAAGCUCAUUCAAGCUGUGAGGGACAAUUCGUUCCUCAUCGUUACUGGAAAUACAGGAAGUGGUAAAACAACUCAACUCCCUAAAUACCUUUAUGAAGCAGGGUUUUCACAGCAUGGUAUGAUUGGUGUGACUCAGCCACGAAAAGUAGCUGCCAUAUCAGUUGCUCAGAGGGUUGCUGAAGAAAUGAAAUGCACUCUGGGAUCUAAAGUAGGAUACCAAGUUCGUUUUGAUGAUUGCAGCUCCAAGGAAACAGCAAUCAAAUACAUGACUGACGGGUGUUUACUCAAACAUAUUUUGGGAGAUCCAAAUCUUAACAAAUUCAGUGUCAUUAUUUUGGAUGAAGCCCAUGAAAGAACUUUAACUACGGAUAUCUUAUUUGGUUUACUGAAGAAGCUGUUUCAGGAUAAGUCUCCUAACAGGAAAGAACAUUUAAAGGUGGUGGUGAUGUCAGCAACUAUGGAGCUAGCCAAGCUCUCUGCAUUCUUUGGAAAUUGCCCCAUAUUUGAUAUACCUGGAAGACUCUAUCCUGUCAGAGAGAAAUUCUGCAAUUUGAUUGGCCCACGAGACAGAGAAAAUACUGCAUAUAUUCAAGCGAUUGUGAAAGUGACCAUGGAUAUUCAUUUGAAUGAAAUGGCUGGAGACAUCUUAGUUUUCCUGACUGGCCAGUUUGAGAUAGAGAAGAGUUGUGAGCUGCUUUUUCAGAUGGCGGAGUCUGUUGACUAUGAUUAUGAUGUACAAGAUACCACGCUAGACGGCUUGUUGAUCCUGCCAUGUUACGGCUCUAUGACAACAGAUCAACAGAGGAGAAUAUUUUUGCCACCUCCACCUGGAAUUAGAAAAUGUGUUAUAUCCACCAAUAUUUCUGCAACAUCUUUGACAAUAGAUGGGAUCAGAUAUGUGGUGGAUGGAGGCUUUGUGAAGCAAUUAAAUCAUAACCCGAGAUUAGGGCUGGACAUCCUGGAGGUGGUUCCUAUUUCAAAAAGUGAAGCUCUACAACGAAGCGGCCGAGCUGGCAGGACGGCCACAGGAAAAUGCUUUAGGAUUUACAGUAAAGACUUCUGGAACCAGUGUAUGCCUGAUCAUGUGAUCCCAGAGAUUAAGAGAACUAGUUUGACAUCUGUAGUUCUGACAUUAAAGUGCCUUGCCAUACAUGAUGUCAUAAGGUUUCCAUAUUUGGAUCCACCUAAUGAAAGACUUAUUUUGGAAGCACUUAAACAGCUUUACCAGUGUGAUGCUAUUGACAGGAGUGGUCAUGUGACAAGAUUGGGUUUAUCUAUGGUGGAGUUCCCUCUCCCUCCACAUCUGACGUGUGCAGUGAUCAGGGCUGCUUCUCUUGACUGUGAAGAUUUGCUGCUUCCAAUUGCAGCAAUGCUAUCCGUGGAAAAUGUCUUCAUCAGACCUGUCGAUCCAGAGUACCAGAAGGAAGCAGAACAGAGACAUCGGGAAUUGGCAGCAAAAGCUGGUGGAUUUAAUGACUUUGCGACGUUAGCCGUCAUUUUUGAACAGUGCAAAUCAAGUGGAGCUCCAGCUUCCUGGUGCCAGAAGCACUGGAUUCACUGGCGGUGCUUAUUCUCUGCGUUUCGUGUGGAAGCUCAACUUCGGGAACUGAUCAGGAAACUCAAACAGCAAAGUGAUUUCCCAAGAGAGACUUUUGAAGGUCCUAAACACGAAGUACUGCGAAGAUGUCUUUGUGCAGGAUACUUCAAAAAUGUUGCACGAAGAUCUGUUGGCAGGACAUUUUGCACAAUGGAUGGGCGUGGAAGUCCAGUUCACAUUCAUCCUUCCUCAGCACUUCAUGAACAGGAAACCAAACUUGAAUGGAUAAUUUUUCAUGAAGUAUUAGUUACCACCAAAGUCUAUGCAAGAAUUGUGUGUCCUAUCCGAUACGAAUGGGUGAGAGACUUACUACCCAAGUUGCAUGAACUUAAUGCACAUGAUUUGAGCAGCGUGGCUAGACGUGAAAUGAGAGAAGAUGCAAGAAGAAAAUGGACAAAUAAGGAAAAUGUGAAACAGCUAAAGGAUGGAAUAUCAAAAGAAGUUCUAAAGAAAAUGCAAAGAAGAAAUGAUGACAAAUCCAUAUCAGAUGCACGGGCUCGUUUCCUUGAGAGAAAGCAACAGAGAACCCAGGACCACAGUGACACUUUAAAGGAAACAGGCUAAGCAGUGGACUGUCCAAUUGAGGAAGCAGGAAAGCAGCCAGGAAAUGUGCUUCUGUUUUGCCAGUUAUUUCAGACAGUACUAUCAAAAGGAAGUGGUCAGCAGCUGUUCCUAGCCUGUGAGCUGAAAGCAAAUCAGAAUUUAUAAACCACAUUUUGUCAAUACUAACAAAUGACAUUUUGAAAGAAAAGAUUGGGUUGCGUAGUCAGUACAUGAAACCACUGAAAGAUAAUACAAUAUUUUCCUCACUUCUGUUCUGCUGGCCUUAACUGGUAUCAAACAGUGUCACUCAGAUAUUUUCAAAGAACACUGAAUUGUAUUUAAUCAGCGUGUAUUCCAUUUCGCAUUGAAGCAUUAAAGAUUAUUUUCCUUAAA